Molecule: messenger RNA, 7847 nt
Organism: Rhopilema esculentum
Lineage: Eukaryota; Metazoa; Cnidaria; Scyphozoa; Rhizostomeae; Rhizostomatidae
Product: microfibril-associated glycoprotein 4-like
Source: RefSeq, a predicted model, not a curated record
UUGCUAAGUGUUGACGUCAUAAUAUCUGUUUUUAAAAUUCUACGAUUUCGACAAAGUAGCCAGAUAUCAUGAAAUAUCUUGGAGUGUGCAGGAUCAGUAAAAUCCAUUUUUAAAUCCAUGAAUCUGGCCGGACUGGGAUCUGACCAGUAAAAAUUUUAAAUAUUGUUGUAGGAUGGCUGUUGUCUUUGCCUGGUUUGUAGAUCUCAGAACCUACAGACAAUAAUUGGCACUUUUCAAGAUAAUUUUAUCCUUUCUCUUUUCUUUCAAGAAUAAUUAUUUCUCUUCCCCCGAUUCAAUGUUGAAUGCAUGAUUUUGAAGCACAAAUGAUAGAACUAGAAAUCAACAUUGAUUCGGGAGAAAAGGAGAGGGGUAAAGUAGGAAAUUGCAAAAAUUGCAUUUUGUCUUAACAAUUGUUUCCAGGAUUGUAGACGGAAUUACAGUGACUUUAUAUGGUCAGAUCCUAGUCAGCUUCAGCAGGUAUUUCAUGAUUUUAUUUCAGAUCAAACAGAUUUAAAAACCCUGAAAAUGAUAUUAUGAUAUCAAACUUUAUCAGAAAGAUGCUUAUCACUUGGCAAAUUUAUCAAUCUUUACGUUUGGUGGUAACAACGGGAAAUCGAUAUAAAGUUCACAGCCUAAGAAGAAAUAGCAAUUUUAAUGUUCUAUGGUUAUUUAUGCAAAACGUCCUAAAAUUGUGUAAUAGUAUGAUUGUACUGAAAUAUUUCUUGAUAACUCUCCGUAAUUUUUAUAUUGCAUCCCUGUCUUUUCAAUGAACAGGUAAAGUGACAGAAAUACCAACUCCAUUUAUUAAUCUUUGUUUCACGGAUUCGAAUAUUCGAAAAACUCCCACCACCCCUCUAACAAUCUGGAUAUUGGUCAUAUUUAACAUGCUAUAUUGAAUUAUGAUACCAGCUACAUUGUAACUUGACUUAACAUCGUUAAGAUACAAUCAAAGUAAGAGACAAGAGUUCAAAGGAAUCGGAUCAACUUCUGUCAUUGGGAGACGACAGUAAUGCUAAAUUUUAAACAUGCGAUAUCUACAUUUUAUGCAUGCAAUUUCACACACGUUCCUUUUAGUAGAAAAAUUCGCAAUGAGCUCAGAAAUCAAACUUUCUUAACGAUCCUAGGGUUUCAGUACGUACUCAAACUUUCUUAAGCCGCAUUUACACGAGCAAGUUCUCCUUGACAAAUUUUCUUUGAGAAGUUUAUUUUGCUCGUGUAGAUUGGGGUAGAUUAAGGAAAAAUGAUAAUUUUUUACUUAACAAGUGUACUUAUUCAAAGGCUGGCGUGCCAGUUUUUAGCAAGUGCACUUGACAGGUAGAAAAUUGUCAUAUGCAAAACUUGCCCGUGUAGAUGACUUGACAAGUAAACUUGAUGAGUUUGACUCAAUUCCAGACCCUUCUUUCCGCGCAAGUAAUUGCUUGUUUUUGGCUGUCAUGGCCGCCACGAGGUUGAUCUGGACCAAUCAAGGAACGUCAAUGCUCGUGGAAGUUCUGCAAAGCCGCAAAAGCCGUCGGAAUACAAAGGCAGAUAGUUAAAAAAAUAUGUACACCAAUGAAAUACUAUUGCUUUCUAAGAUUUCCAAUGAAAUUUUCGAAGACUCCAAACGCAAAAUUUUAACCGUUGGACUUAUUGGAAAAAAUUCUGAAAACUGCCUGGGUCUUUGAGCCUCAUUUCUCCAAUCAAGUUUCCUGCUAAUCCUUUGAUCUGCCUGCGACGAUGGCUCGCCCAAGGCUGAACCCACAACUUGUGCUGUCUUCUUUUCUUAGAUUUAUAGUACAUUAGUAGUGCUGCAGCUGUCCCACACAGAAUAAAAGUUUUUUCUUUGUUAAAGGAACUCCGCUUGCCAUAACACAUAAAAGUUCUCUAACCCAGGGGUCGGCAACCCGCGGCCCGCAAGGUACUUUUGUGUGGCCCGGAAGGCCCCUGUUAACCUGUAAAUAAUGUGGCCCAAUGCACGAGUGUCAGCUCGAUAUUGAUUCAGUGAUCUUAGAUCCUUGCCUAGAUAAGCAUUCCUCGUUAACAUUACUAGUCACUCGAACAAGCUGAAGAAGAAGCUUCAAGGCCAUUGUCAUUAUGUGAAUGUCAUGUAUGAACAUGUCAUGUUCCUGCUUAUGAUACAUCUUUGGAAAACUCAGCUGAAUCAAUGGAACUUGGUUCACUUUCCAUCUUCAAAUGGAGUUGAUCGAGCUGCAGGGUACCAGUGAAUUGAAACAGAAAUACAAGGAAACUCAGAUAAUCCCGUUUUAUAUGGAGUAUCUCCAUGGUGGAUGAUGGUUCAUAUCAAGGUCUGGUGCAGCAUGCCAAGAAGAUGUGUUGCAUGUUUGGAAGUACUUCUUUCCUUUGCGAAAGUCUCUUCUCAAAGAUGAAGCAUGCGAAGAGUCGACUGCGAUCUCGCAUGACUGAUCAGCACCUUGAAGGCAACUUGCGGCUGCCAACAUCAACCAUUCUGCCAAAUAUUGAGAAGUUGGCCAAGGACGUGCAGCACCAAGUUGCCCAUUAGCUUCUUUUAAUACACUGAACAGUGAACAUGUACUUAACAUCUAUGUUGGUAUUUGCGUACAGCUUCCACGUUACAAAACAUUUUCCGAUAAAUACAUUUUUAUUGAUUAGAUUAGUAGUUAGGUAGAAUUGGUAUGUAUUAAAAUUAUACUGUAUUUUGAGUUGCGGCCCUCGUAUGCAUUUCAAAAAUCAAAUUUGGCCCCCUGUUUUAUAAAGGUUGCCGACCCCUGCUCUAACCCAUAAACUCCGCUUGCCAUAACGCAAAUAGAUAUUGUCAAAGAGAUUUCUUAUCUUUCUACACGAAAUGUGUAGAAAUUGUCAAACAAAACUUGUCUAUAAUCUAAACGGGCAAAGAAACUUGUCAAGGAAAAUUGCCAAGGAAAAAUUGCUCGUGUAAAUGCGGCUUUAGAAGUUACUAGACAAAAUGUUAUGUUAUGUCAUGUUACAUAUGUUAUGUUUUGAGGCUUGUUAAAACUUACCCUGCAUUUUUUAAACCAGCAUAAUUUUCAGCACUUCGGUAGGUAAUUCAAAAAGUGGAAAUGGUUUAAAAUGUUGGAAAUGGUUUUAAAAUCUUGGAAAUGGUUUUAAAAUGCUGGAAACAGUUUUAAAAUGGUCGAAAUGGUUUAAAUCAAAGACUUCUAAAAUAUUAAAAUUCAUUUCCAGCAUUAUAAAGCCACUUCCAGCAUUUAAAACCAGUUCCAACUUUUUCAAAACAAUUAUCAGUUUUUAAAAUACCUUUUGAUACAAAUGGCAUGCGAUAGUUUGGCGCCCGUUUAAGUUCUUUGUUUCUUAAGAACUUGUUAUCGCAAAUGUUUUGAUUUGCGAGGCUCGUCAGUCCUUAACAUUUUGCAAAAUUUAUGUUUGUAACAGUGUGUGACAACGAGGGGCAAUGCACUCUUGCAAAUAGCGUACGAGAUUUUCUCUAAAACAAAAGGAUUUCUGGGGAUUUUCAGAUAAAACAAUAGGAUUUUCAUGAAAGGUGUACGAGAUUUCUAGAAGUGAUUUGCACCUCGGGUGACAAGGUUGAAUCAGGAUCUUGCCAUGAUUUCAACAACCACUAUUAGCUCCCGGAUUGAAACAUGAAUAUGAUAAACUAGGCCGGCUGGGUAGUCGAUGGAUUUAUUAUUAUUUGCAAAUGCUCUGGUCAACUCCAACUGCUUAGCAAAGGGGAAUCCAUUGAAUUGACCGAAUCUUAGUUUAACUGCUUGUGUUUGGCACCAGCAAUUACAGCUAUAUAUUCAGAAAAUCAUGUUUACAGGCUAGUUUUAAGUUGCUCGCUCCUUGUGAAAAUAGAUUCAGAAGAGAGUCUGAAAACUGAAGAAUUGACGCCAUAAAUUGACUGAGGAAGAAGCACCCCUUUCCAAGAUCAAGACUGGAUAAGUAUGGCUUCCAUUCUGCGUCUCAUAUUUCUGCUGCUGCUUUGGUUGCAUGUGAGCCUGGGGUACAUUCUGAGGCUGCCUUGCAAGACGCAUGGAAACUUCAGCGUUGAAAAACUAGGGUUUAUGCUUACUGGACAUGUGUUAGCAUCAUUGGAAGUAUCGACUGUCGACUUAUGCGAACAGCAUUGCUUGUAUCAUCAGAGCUGCAGCUCAAUUAACUGGAAGACGCCAACAUCUGGGUCUGCUAAUUGCCAGAUCAAUGAAAAAUCAACAGAAAACUCGGAUGACAACGUAAAGUUAUCUCCUUCAUCUGAAUGGACCUACAAAACAACAGAUUAUAGAAACAGAAACGUGGGUGAAUUGUGUCGAGGCAGGAAUCCUUGCCCUAUCGGACACAGGUGUACAGAUUCCUGUAGCUGUCCAGGAUUCCAAUGCCAAAACGUAACAACAGAAGCAAGAAGUUGCAAGGAUCUUUACGACCUUGGCUUCAGAAAAAGUACGAGAUAUGACAUCUAUCGACCAGAAAUUGGAAUUUUCCCAGUCAGAUGCGACAUGGCAACCGACGGAGGAGGUUGGAUUGUGUUCCAGCGUCGUGUUGAUAACAGUGUGGAUUUUUUUCGAGACUGGGAUGCCUACAAGCAAGGCUUUGGGGAUAUGGACGGAAACUUCUGGUUGGGGCUUGAAAAACUGCACAAGCUAGCGGCUCCAGGAAAGGAGACGAUUCUUCGUGUUGACUUAAAACACAUGGAAUUCGAGGACAUGAAAUAUGCUAAGUACAGCUUGUUUGAGAUUUCAGGAGCAGCAGAUGGGUAUCGUCUGAAGGUGGGAGGCUACUCUGGAGAUGCUGGUGAUUCUUUGAGUUUCCAAAACGGCAUGAAAUUCACAACGAAGGACAAGGAUCAAGAUACUUAUUCCAUCAAUUGUGCAUCAAGAUUUAAAGGGGCUUGGUGGUACAGUGCUUGCCAUGUGUCAAAUCUAAAUGGCCUUCAUCCCUCCUCUGAUAGUGGUGGGGAACUCGCAGAUUAUAUGUCCUGGAAAACGAUUAAAAACGAAUAUGGUAAAGUGACAUUCUCUGAGAUGAAACUGAUGUUUUCGUAAAACGGUUACCGUGAACUGAGACAGUAAAACUUACACUAUCAACAUUUACUAUUUUGACAUUCUAAUUAGCUAUUCACAAUAUGUUCUUUUAAAAAUUCUUCCUUUUUGGUGUUAUGACAGUUGGAUAAAGGAUACAUUUCUGCAAUUUGUGUUAGCUUGAUCAUAAUCGUUAUUUAAGGUUAACACCUGUUUUCUUGUAAAGAGCUUUGUGUGUACACUGUUCUUUGGAUGCACCGAUUGAUAAAACAUAUCAUUUGGUGUAACAAAUUAAUUUCAGUGGAAACAGUCACAUUCAUGCUUUGAGCUAACUAUGACACUAGUUUCGUCGAUAUACCGAAAAUAGACCAAUGGUUUUUGGAUUUGGUCAAAUAAUCUGUUUUCGUGAAAGCCGAUGCAGAUGUUGGCUAGUGCCGCACCUAAAGGUCUACCCAUCGUAACACCAUCUAGCUGUCGGUACAUUUAGUUAUUCAAACUGAAUUCAACACCUUUCUUGCACUUGUCAUUAGUUCUCUAAAAAUAUCCCCAGGAAUUAGGUGGGAUCCCUAUCAACUGAAGGUGUUUUUCUUCCUCUCACAUUAAUUUUGAUCCACACCAGGAUAGAAAUUUUCAGCUUAAUUUCGGUCAUUAUCUGACGUUCAUGAUCUGAAGAGUUUCGGACGAAUGAUUCUUAAUACUGCUAUGUUUCCGCUAUUCCUUGCCAUCGACAGGUUGCCAGAAACCAGAAUUUUUCAAUUCUGGAAUACCAAACCGAUUUUUGUGUUCCGUAUCCAUGAGAAACGUGUGGAGAAAAAUGCUAUUCUUUUAGGAGAGGGGAAGUAAUGGAAUGCCUUUGCCCUAAAAUCAAAAUUAACAAAAACCUUCUUACAAUUUAAAUCCCGUCCUGAAAACUCAAGAACCUGAAGGAACCUAUUUUAUCUCCACAGGUCGUUAAAAUGAUUUUGGAUUACUUUUACUUUGUUACUAAAACUAAUUUUGUAAUUCGAUUUUAAGUUUUAAGGCUUUUCCCUUUUCUUUGUGAAGGCUUAUUUGGAUUCUUCUGAUGAAUGGUAAAGGAGUUAUUUUGCUCACAAUUCUUUAUAGUCCGAGACAAAAUUCAAGCCUAAAUUGCAACGUUCUUUCAUGGAUCUUAUUUAUUUUACUUUCAUUUGAAUAUUUAUCAUGAAAGAUCAAAAUCACUGGUUUGUAGCUGAACUGAGAUAUCACGAGAGAUUGCUUCAUAAUAAUAGUAGAAAUCAUUGUGUAAACAAACUGAAAAACAUUUUGUCAUAAAGCCAGCUAAUGCCUAAAGCUAGUGCAAAAAAAUACAAACGGGGGCAUAUUGUGUUGCCAAAUCACUUCACUGAAACCUAUGUAGACAGAAUGAAAUUGAAUGUAGUAAUAAGUGGUAUGCGCACCAGCAAAGCAGUACUAUAGAGAAAAGACGGAAAAGAUCAAGGUUUUAUAGGAAUUCAAUAUCCAGACGGACAACAAAAUUCAAGCAAGAAGACGUUGUUGUCAACAAGGUUAGAAAGAAAUGUCACAUAAUAGAUUUAGCAGUCCAUGGAUACGAAAGGGUAACAGCAAAAGAGACAGAGAUGAUGGAGAAAUAUGAUGAGUUGCGAAGAGAGCUUGAAGAGAUGCCUGAGGUCGCAGGGUUUGACUUGAUCUCGAUACUGCAAACAAAACCCAAUCAACUUAGAAGAACAGGACUGUGAAAAUCAGCAAAUAACAAUAAUAAUGAUAAUAAUAACAAUGAAUCAUGACAAAUGUCUCCACAGGGUGGCUCUUCACCUUGUCGCCAGAUACUGCUAGAAUUGGUUGAAAUUGCAAUCUGUGGUGCAGACGUUUAUGAAUAUGCUAAACAGAAGAGACCCAAAAACUCAUCCUUGUGGCACUUCAAUUUUUGAUUCAGUGUGUGCACUAAAGGCCCAUUUAACUUGAACCCGUUAUUUCCUAGGAGACAAAUAACUAUAAAUUUAAAGUAGGACAUCGCUGUUGGAUCUAGAGGCAUGUUACUUUGCAAUCAAUAAUUCAUGACCAAUACAAUCGAAAGCUUUCAAUGGGUAAACCAACAGAGCACCGGCAUAUCUUCAAUGGUAUCCUACAGCUAACUACAAACCGCAUAAGAUCACAUUGGGUACUAGACCAUACUUUGGUCAUACCUCUAGAUUGAAUGAUCGAGCAAAAUAUUUUCGAAAUACAGGCCUUUAACCAGUCUGAACGUCCAACUAAAUUCUUCCCAACAGGCUACAUGUCCAACCAAACAAUUUCGUUAAGAAUUUCCUCAGGUCUUCGGGACCACGAAAUCAGAGGACUAAUUAAAUAUUUGGAAGGUGAAACCCUAUUCUAACAUUGAAUAAAAAAAUAUCUAUAUAACCUAUUUUUACUAUACAUGCAUACAUUUCUAAAGGGUACGUUUAUGAUUUGACUUUUGCCUUUUUAGCAGCAUCUGUAACUUACCUUAACAGCAUUUGUGACCAAUGCCACUUGUGACGUAACUGCAUAACAUGCCAACACAUCAUAGACGGUACUACUACAUUUAAUUUUACUAACACUGACAAAAACUACUAUAUAAAACAAAGACUGGACUGCAACUCUAAUUACGUUAUUUACGCACUACAAUGCAAAAGAUGUUUAACAUACUUACAAAAACAAGAACUGCCAAUACAUCGGACAAACAAGCAGACGACUGAAAGACAGAUUUAACGAACACAGACGAGACAUUAUCGACAAAAAAGUAGACAAGUCCGGUGUUGCAGAACUCUUUUGCAGCCCAGAACAUACUAUCAAUGACCUAACAUUAACCCCAUUACUGCAACUUAAAGCCAAAUAGAGAGUGUUCGACGAGCCAAAGAGCAAUACCUCAUUGGCUUGGCAAACACUCUCACACCG